Molecule: messenger RNA, 2918 nt
Organism: Fusarium odoratissimum NRRL 54006
Lineage: Eukaryota; Fungi; Ascomycota; Sordariomycetes; Hypocreales; Nectriaceae
Exons: 2
Coding region: 1509-2474 (321 amino acids)
Source: RefSeq, a predicted model, not a curated record
GCGUCGUGUUGCAAAUUGGGAUAAUGUCAUUGGGCUGAAGCUUGGUUAUAGUACCCGUUUUGGGGGUAGCCGUGGGCCUGGGGGAAUGGGAGAGGAGAGAACUGUUGAUGUGACCUCAUCAAACAAAAUACGAUACUGCCAAUGGUAGACUCUGACGUGGACCUCUGAGGCUAUUCACGCGUUGAAACCUCGGUACUCCACGUGGGAUAACGCUGCUGCCGUGGGAUGGCUGUCUGUUGUCGGAUUGACCAAUCUACCUGAGAGAGAAGCAUAAUCAGAUCUUUUGCCUGAUUUGGGCGCCUAGUCAAAGAAGAGAGUCUUCCCGACAGCCCAGAUCUCACCUGCAGAGAUAUCCCUGUAGGGGUCGGCCGCCAUUUCUUCCAGUCCUUGCAAGCGUGUUAUCACAGCCUUUUUCAGUGAUUGAGUCCUUGCUGUACAUAUGCACUGGCAGGCUGGGCAUGCAUCAUAUCGAGCAAUUGAGCGCGUGUUCGAACACCAAGAGGUUUACUGAAACAGAGGAGGCCUCCCCCUCUUAUUCGGACAACGGAUAGAAAGGCACACGAACACACACCUUCCCAACGGCGACAGUUUCAACAUCAUGAUGCCUCGACUGAAAGAAAUGUGUCGUUAACCAAUCGUUCCGGCGUCGUGAUUGUGCCCUGAAGCCUCUAAGCGGGCAAACUGCCGCCAUCUCGGCACUGAAACCCUCGAUGGCUUAAGUCUAUUCACUGGCGUGGAUAGCAUGGAUAACUGUCUGGGCUGUGGCAGUGUGAGCGAAACCUUAAGUUAAUACCUUCAUCUCAUGCUUGACAAGGAUUAACCAGGGCGGAUCCGACAAAAGAGCUGACGACAACAUCGAUCCCUUCCCUUGGGUCCAAGCCUUGGGCUCAAGGGAUCCGUCCCUUUGAGCCAGGCUAACUAAUGGCGGCACUUGUAAUGUCAUCUGCCGGGUCUCCUUGGUAGUAUUCGACUUUGUAAAUCGCCCCGUACCACCGGCACCAGGCUUUGUAUCCCACAGCACUGCCGUGGCUUUGCGGCGCGUAGCGUCUGUAGCCCAGUGGACGAUCGUCUCAAUAUAGGAAUGCCCCCCUGGUCUAUCUCCAGCUGUGCUUUGUUUGUGCUUAUUAUAUUUAGUGCUUUCAUUGUCCCCUCAUGUAAGAUUUCUAUCUCCUCACUCGCAGUAAAAAAUAAUUCCCUUCUCUUCACUUCACCUGUCUCUGUUUCAUUCCAAAUAAUACCAUGAAGUCAACUUUCAGCGCAUCAUUAGCGGUGCUUUGUAAGUCGUCCCCGUCAACUCAACGCAUCUCUCCCAUCCAACUAACAGUCCUCCUUCAGCUGCUGCCAGCAGUGCACUCGCUGUCACAUCCUCUUUCUGCCCGGACAAUGGCAACGUCUGUUUCCGUUGGGGUAUCCCCGAGGCUUCUGCAAGCGCGGGAUCUGGCAGCUUUUACUUCCAGAUCAAGGCACCAACAUCCGCACAAUGGGCAGGACUAGGCACUGGAUCCCAAAUGGCUGGAUCCAACAUGUUCAUCAUUUACCAAGACGGCAACGGCAAUGUCACCCUGAGCCCAAGGAGAGGUGUCGGCGAGGUCAUGCCCCAGUACACGAAGCGAAGCGGACUCGAGCUCCUCGACGGUUCCGGAAUCAAGGACAACCAGAUGAUCGCCAACAUUCGAUGCAACAACUGUGUUGACCUUAGUCUCAAGGGCACGAGCUCGUGGAUCGCAGCUUGGAAGAAUGGAAAUUCCCUGGACUCGACAAGCAUGGAGGAGCGCAUCUCUGAGCACGACACCCAUGCCGACUUCAGCGUUGACUUUUCCAAAGCCACGAUGAGCUCUGACAGCAACCCAUUCACCGGCAGCAAUGAAAACACCAACUCAAACUCUGGUUCUAGCUCUGGCGGUGCUGUGACACAGAACGGAAGUGGCAGCCCCAGCAAAACUGUUCUGCGCGCUCACGGCAUCAUCAUGUCGAUUGUCUUCAUUGCUGGAUAUCCUCUGGGCGCCAUCCUUAUGCCCAUGCUUGGAAAGUGGCUCAUCCACGCGGGCUGGCAAGUUGUCAUGUUGCUCCUCAUGUGGGCUGGAUUCGGCCUUGGAUACGUAUAUGCUCGUGAUGGUGGCUACUGGGGAAAACAAGCUCACACAAGAAUGGGCACUGCUGUUUGUGCCUUGAUGACCCUGCAGCCUGUCCUCGGUUACAUGCACCACCGGUACUUUGUGAGCCACCGCAAGCGAGGAGUUGUCAGCCAUGUUCACGUCUGGUUCGGCCGAGCUCUCAUCAUCAUCGGUAUCGUCAACGGAGGCCUUGGUCUUCAGCUUGCCAACUCAUCCACUGCGUACAUCAUCGCAUACUCCGUCAUUGCCGGUAUCGCUGCCAUCCUCUACCUGGCUGCUGCCUUUAUUGGUGAGAGGCGAAGGAACGCUUCUCGUGCUAAGCAAAUCUCUCCGCAGAUGUCUCAGGAGGAGGCACGAUAAACUGUCUCGUCAACCUAAAAGAGGAGUAAUAUGGUGGGGCUGUAAUGCUUAGAAGGUGUUUCGGAUAUCGGGACUCGUGAAUUGUGAUACCAUAGAUCUUCAGUCCAUUGGGACUGGAUCUGAUAAUCGGCAAGAUGUUUUAACUGCGAUGUCAAUCGUUCUCUUCUUCUUUUUUGUUACCUUGAAAUUUUUUGACUUAGCAUAUACCAUACCAAUAGACUGGAUGAAAUCAUUAGAUCAAACAUUUUUGGUGAGCAUUGUGUUGUGCAACCUGGUUAGCAUAAGGCUUUGGAAGCUGUUGCUUAAUUGAUAUUCGAAUAUAGAAAACUGCGACAACUGGAAAGAGCUGUCGACAGGAGUGUGGUAAUAAGCAAGACUCUACCAGUUUACAGUAGUUGGAUAUUUUCUUUCGAACAAAUUGAGCAUUAAAAUCCAUGCUGGCUG